Trichoderma aggressivum f. europaeum is the source of this 1575-nucleotide messenger RNA. RefSeq lists its product as uncharacterized. The record is from RefSeq and is a predicted model, not a curated record. The transcript has a single exon. NCBI's taxonomy places the organism in Eukaryota, Fungi, Ascomycota, Sordariomycetes, Hypocreales, Hypocreaceae. Bases 1 to 1575 code for a protein of 524 amino acids.
AUGGCUGCCCCUGCUGCCCCUGCCGCCCCUGCCACCCUCCCCCCUAAUACUGUUCCUUUCUUUGAUAUUGAUUUUGGGGUACCCUUCGUGGAUGGUAAAGAUGCCAAUAAGAAGAACCGCAGUGCCCCCCCUCCUUCCGACAAGGUUUGCGCCUGGGGAAACGGUACGGAAACGGAUAGUAUCCCCUGGGCCAUUGUUGAGCUAGAGGCCGAGGGCGAGUUUGCAACGGAAAGGGAAUCCGUCAGCAUCCACCGCAGCAUCCCCAAGCUCUACCCAAUACAGCCUACCUUUAUCCGGAUGCGCGAUGUCUGGCCUACCUUUCUGUUAUAUAUGCCCAACCGGAGGAUGACCUUUGGGGACGCUGGGCGGUUUUACAGCAGCACCAGCAUGAUAGGCGGGGGUAACAGGACGCACGACUUUUGGGAGCACAUACGGAUGCACCACAAUUUCCUAAUCGACAUCCAGGAUAUAUACGAUCCCGCUCUAGUCCAAAACGCGCGGCCCGACCCCGAAAACCUCCUUGGCGUCCUCCGCGCCCAAAUGAAGGACCUCAGCGACUUCACCUACGUACCCACCGCGGUGUACGACAUAGGGAAUACCUUAUUGCCGAUGAACAUACAUUUACGCAGAGCAAACAUGGGCCAUGUACAGCUGGCCUAUACCCCAGGCGAACAGUCGGACGACAUUAUGCUCCGGAACUGGUAUGGGAAGAGGUUUGUUGCGGGCAUGGUGAGGGUAGACGGUCACCUGAUAUCGUUCAUCUUCGACCGAGCCAGCGAUCCAAGGACCAAGAAAUACGCACACCUUUAUAUCUUUGAUCCCAUAAAGUUGCAACGGCGGCGGCGAGCCGUUAAAAUCAUCAAGAUGUGGCGUCUCGAGCUCAGAUGCAUGGGGUACCCCUACCACUUCGCCGCCAUGAGCUUCCCCCUGACCCCGGCGCCAUACCUAUGGGCAGCCCCAUACAUCUCGCUUUUCUGCGUUUUGCAGACACUCAGGGGGCUCACGGGGGAGCGAACUGCCAAUAUAUCCCGCCGCCGAGCGUGGGCUAGGUUCCCGCUGGAAAUCCACCCGCUCAACCCCCCUGUGCAGCAGACAGAAAAGGGCAACAGCGAGCUUCGUUUCAGGGACUGGUGCAUCGAAACCGACUACAAAUCAGGCGUGACAGCAGUGGGCGACUCUCUGAAGUGGGUUAUGUCGCACAUGGUCGCCUGCGCAGCCAUGGAGCUCGGCCUCCGAAGCGGCCAAGACUUCUCGCCCACCCCCCUCCGCCACAUCGCGUUCGAUCUCACCCCGCUGGCCAGCGGAGACUGGUCCAAGCUUACCGCGCAUGAUAACAUGACCGUCUUUGGCGGCUUUUAUCCCAUAAUGCCGGCAGCCCUUCCGAGGCAUGGGUUAAGGCUCUUUGGCUCCUUGGGGAACGGCAUAGCACAUGCCCUCAAGAGAUCUCACGGGCGCCAUCAGGAGAACCCGAUGAAUCUUCGGCCUAAGGGCGGUCAGCAGCCCCGCCCCGAAGAGACAGAUCCUGCGCAACUUCUACCGCAGGCCGUAAGGGUUCUUAGGGGUUUAAUCCCAUAG